Molecule: messenger RNA, 1002 nt
Organism: Pimephales promelas (fathead minnow)
Lineage: Eukaryota; Metazoa; Chordata; Actinopteri; Cypriniformes; Leuciscidae
Gene: mmab
Product: metabolism of cobalamin associated B
Molecular function (GO): corrinoid adenosyltransferase activity
Source: RefSeq, a predicted model, not a curated record
AACCCGCCUAUCAGGAUGAAGCUCUCACAGUCACCAACUCUCAAAACACCAAUCGUAAUUCGCACCCCCUCGUGUCAUAUGUUGCGUGAGGAACGCCCGUCUACGGGCAGCGGAAGUUGUCAAAACGUCAACAGUAAACACAGAAGCGCGUUUGGAAAUGUUUUAGCGUUUACGAUGUUAUCCAUCGUGACCAGGUCCACGGGUCUUCACCGUGCUCUUCGUUUAGGGACAUGUAUAAGCAUAAAGCAGAUGCAGGCUGUGUGUGGGGAUAAAAAAAGGUAUGCCAGCUCAUCUGAAGAAACCAGAAGAAUUCCCAAGAUAUACACAAAAACUGGAGAUAAAGGUUUUUCCAGUACCUUCACAGGUGAGAGGAGACCAAAGGAGGAUCAUAUAUUUGAUGCUUUGGGAACAACAGAUGAAUUAUCAUCAGCUAUUGGGUUAGCAAGAGAAUUUUGCAUUGACAGUGGCCAUUCGUUCACAGAUCAGCUGGACAAGAUUCAGUGUGUACUUCAGGACGUAGGGUCAAAUAUUGCCACUCCACGGUCAUCAGCUAGAGACAGUCACAUCCAGAAGACGAAGUUCAGCUCUCAAGCUGUGAUUGAGCUGGAGAGGUGGAUUGAUUCUUUGACAGAGGAGUUGCCUCCACUCACCAACUUUAUACUUCCUUCAGGAGGGAAAGGCAGCGCAGCUUUACAUGUGGCCAGAGGAGUCUGUCGACGGGCUGAACGCUGUGUUGCCCCCGUUGUCCGUUCGGGUGAGACAGAUCCUGAAGUUGCCAAAUAUCUAAACAGAUUGAGUGACUACUUGUUCACGGUGGCUAGAUAUGCUGCAAUGAAAGAGGGCAAUCCAGAAACAAUCUACAAAAGACCUGAAUAGGGGAGGAAGAAAACAUCUCAGUGUCUCAUCUAAAAUUUGAGCAAUGUUCCACUUGUCUCCUAUAUAUAUAUAUAUAUAUAGGAGACAAGUUUAUAUGUAUUGUAUUCAUAUAUAUAUAUAUAUAUA